AUGGUCUUCUUUGCUGCCUUGACGCCCCGUGCAGCUCCAACCUUUGGAAACUUCGUGACCUCCGGGGUUGCCUCCGGAAAGCAACCCAAAGGCAAACGUGUUCCGCCUUUGGUCUCUGAGUACAAGUCCAUCAUCACGGAGCGAACUUAUGGUAUCGCGUGGACCCCAGAAGAGUUCGUCAAACAGGCUCGCGGAGCUCUACACCCCAGGCGUAUCGAAAAUGGUGUGCCAAAGAUUUUAAAAGAGACCAUUGUGCGAUGCGCCCAGGAGUCACCUGCCGACCUUGCCAGGGAACGCACUGCUACGUUGAGGAGGUGGAUGCUUACCUCCGAGGAGGCGGCAUCCCGUGCAGAUCCCUCCGACAUGCCCGACCACUGUGCCGCAGUUCUUGGUAAGAAAUCUAUGAAGGUCUUCAAAUCGCUCUUGACUGAGGCCGAGUACCCGGACACAACCUUGACCAAGGAUGUUCGUGCAGCCACUCCCCUUGCCAGGAAGGCCAUCCUUGCCUCUACCAGAGAAGGUUUCGACCGCGAGGUGGCUGAAAGUGUUUACCAGCUUACGAAAGAUGAGCUUGCGAAAGGGUGGCUUAAAGGACCUUUUAAGGAAUCGGACAUCCCCCCGGAUGCCAUAGUCACUAGAAGGUUUGGGAUAGUGCAAUCCUCCACCGAUGCCAAGCUAGGGUCAAUCAAGAAGGUGAGACCAAUCGAUGAUUACACGGAAUCUCUUGCUAAUCUCACAAACAGUGCUAGCGAGACGAUCUGCCCUCACGGGGUGGACGUUGUGGUCGCAGCAUUGUGCCUUCGCAUCAGGUCGGCCCGGAAACUUGGCAAGCGCGAGCAACUUGUUCUUAGGACGAUAGACCUUAGAAAGGCCUAUAAGCAACUUCCUUUAAGCACUGAAGCUUUGUAUGAUUCUUUCAUAGCUGUGCUUAACCCUCACAGCAUGGAAAUUGAAAUAUACCAGACAGUUGUGCUGCCCUUCGGCAGCAAGCCGGCCGUUCAGGGAUUCUACAGAACUGCCUUCGGCCUUUGGUGGAUCGGAGUCCGGAGCCUGAUCCUGCCAUGGUCUCUGUAUUUUGACGAUUUCGUCUUACCCUGCUCGUCCGACGAGCAAAAACAUCUUGACUUAGUCCAGUCAACAUUUUUCAGGAUCGUUGCCUGGGAAACGUCCUCCGAAAAAGACAGUGGUUUUGAUGCAGUAGCCAAAGUCUUAGGAGUGCAAAUAUCCUUGGCUGAUUCUAAGAAUGGAUUGAUCUCAGUCCAGAACACCGAGGCCCGCAAACGCGAACUCUGCUCAUCCAUCGAUGAGGUCCUGACCCGAGGCUUUGUUGGCCAAAAUGAGCUUCUCUCUCUACGAGGGCGACUCCUGUUUGCCGAGAGUCAAAUCUUUGGACGAUCAGCUUCGCUUCACAUGCGCAACCUUUCGCACUUCUGUCAAAAGCACGGCAGACUUGUGGUUGGUGCUAGCUUAAGGGCCUCCUUGACUUUCUUGAGGGACCGUGUAGUUCUUGGCAAACCAAGGUGUGUAGACUCGAGUCUUCGACAAGUGUAUCACGUGUACACUGACGCUUCCUACGACGAUCAGGGGGGUGGCCUUGGUGGUUUGGUUUACGACUUUAAGGGUCUGUGCCUUGCCUGGUUUAGUGAAGUAGUCACCUCCAAGGACCUUGAGAUCAUCAACCCUGAUGGUAAACUUACCUUGAUCUACGAGCUAGAAACCCUUGCCGCGGUCUUGGGUGCCACCCUAAUCCCUAGCCUGCGCCACUGCGACAUUGUGCUCUUCGUUGACAACGAAGCUUCACUGGCGGCUCUCAUCCGAGGACAAUCCGAUUGCCCUUUCGUGCAGUCUCUUCUCUCCCGCCUCUUUCAGGCUGAAGAAGAGCGUGAUCUUGCGAUCUGGUUCGAGCGUGUUCGCAGUGAAAGCAAUCCUGCAGAUGCCCCUUCGCGGGGCGACCACAGUUUUCCCGCCUUUUCCAGGCGGCGCUUUAAUGUGCAAUCCUUGCUGACCGAUCUUUGCGGUUCUCUUCAAGGGGGGGCCUCGCAAGGUACCGAUCUGUCAGCUCCCACUGCGAGUUAA
This is a messenger RNA of Symbiodinium sp. CCMP2592, 2076 nucleotides long. The record is from the annotation of a GenBank genome assembly. Lineage: Eukaryota; Dinophyceae; Suessiales; Symbiodiniaceae.